AUGGCUCAGGCUGUGGCUCUCAUUUUGGGCUACGGACCAAAUGUUGGAUUUGACGUUGCUGAAGCGUUUGCAGCACAAGGUUAUAAAGUGGCGACAGUCUCACAUUUUUCUGACCCCUCCUCAAUUCAUGGCAUAUUCUCCAAAGUCAUAAACGAACUUGGCCAUCCCAGCGUUGUAGUCUAUAAUGCGUCAUCAUUUUCUCUGAAACCUUCAACCUCUUUGGAGCAACAGAUUGCGGCUUUUCAGUGUGACAACAACAUCAACAUUGUGUCUGCAUAUGUUGCGGCACAUUUGGCCACAAAAUCUUUCGCUCUUCUCCAACCUGAAUCAUCCAAGACGUUCAUCUAUACAGGCAACAAACUCCCUUUCAUGGUUGUACGACCACUACUAUCUCAAGGGGUUGGCAAAGCAGGGUCGGCGCAUUUGAUGCACUAUUUAGCAGAGGAGCACAAGGACUCUGGUUACAAAUUUUACUUCGCUGAUGAGCGGAAGCCUGAUGGAGAUCCGGUAUAUUCCGAUAUUGACGGCCCAGCACACGCUGCCUUUUAUACUGAGCUGGCUAAACAGAAGGCUCAAGGACCAUGGAAUGCAACUUUUGUCAAAGGGAGGGGGUAUGUUGAAUUCUCUGAAGCAAUCGUAAAUGACAGCGUCACGAUGAAACUCGACAUCCCUGGCCAAGAAAAAUGA
Messenger RNA from Trichoderma virens Gv29-8, 687 nucleotides. RefSeq lists its product as uncharacterized. Bases 1 to 687 code for a protein of 228 amino acids. The transcript is spliced from 4 exons. The record is from RefSeq and is a predicted model, not a curated record. Lineage: Eukaryota; Fungi; Ascomycota; Sordariomycetes; Hypocreales; Hypocreaceae.